AUGAUAGCGGAGGUGCUUUUGCUGCUUUCGGGACAUGAAUCAUCCCUCUUUGUCCCAUCGACUUCGACAUCAGGACCAUCAACGUUGAUCGCUUCACCUCAUUUAACCGAAUACCUCCAUCCAGGUGAAAUCACAUCACUUAACGCUCUCGCUGGGUUAGCAUGGAAAUAUCGUAGUAUCAAAUCAUGGGCCACUGACGUUCAACGUAAAGGCAGAGAAGCCAUUCUAUCCGAAAGUCUAUCAUCGACGAAAUGGAAAGGUAAACAACGUGAAAUCCCUACUUCAAACACGAACAACGGGACACCUAAUGUGUACCUUACGACAUUAGCUAAUUCAAUGAUAAACUGUCUUGGCGAAUAUGAAGUCUCAAUAGUGGAAACUGAAAGUAAGAUCUUAUCGUUUGAAUCAACACUAGUUCAAGAUGAUCAAGGUUAUGUCCCACUGUCAAGUUUAGUAGCUACAUUUGAUAAAUGGCAAAUCCCACUUACAUCACUCUCAUCCCUAAUUGAAGAAAUCUCCAGCUCCCCGUCUACCUCUAUCUGCACUUCGAAAUCGACGUCAAAAGAGGUGAUAAGACGGUCCCCGGCACAGUUGAUCAAUCUGUUAGAAGACAAGCAGCAAACUGGAAACCCAUUUUUACAGAAGAUAUACACGAAGAUCUUAUCCUCUUUAAAUCAAUUGUUCUUGACACACCUUAUAUCAUUUUUACUGUACGGAAUCGCACCUUCAGAAUCAACACCAACGAAUCCGUGCCUAGCAUUGGACGUAGGAGCAGAUCCACUUUCACCAAAACAUAGGAUAUACAAGCUGAACACCGAUCUACUUCCUUCGUCCAUCAACGCAAAAACUAGAGAAAGCAUAUUGUAUAUAGGUAGAGUGGCUGCCACGCUGAAAAGAGAAGGAAGGAGUUUGCCGAAGACUCUAGUCGAAGGCGUCAGAGAGGAAGUAAUGGGUGUCAAAGCGUUGGACGAAUUUAGUGGUUUAGACCAAGCUAUACUAAGGGCUCGGGCUGAAGUUGGAGAAUGGCUAUGGAGACAUAUAUUGACAGGUCCACAAAUCAUAGAAUCAAUCGAGUCAUUGUCGAAUUACUUUUUGACUCGAAAGGCUGAUCUGUCACUUUCCUUUUUACGUGAACUUGAUCGAUUGAAACUUGAUAAACUGAUUUUAUCAAAUCCGCAUUCAUCUUCAUCUGUAAUCCGAGAGCAGGAUUUAGAUCUCGCUUUACUUCGAGCGAGUGUAGGUACAUCAGCCGAACAUGAUCGAUCCAUUGAAAACCUGAAAUUCAAGUUGGAAAGAGGACCUUUGAGAGCUUUGGUACCGUCGUCGACUCAUUCAACGAGACAUCCUCAGUCUGAUCUUGAAGGAAAAAAAUCACAUGUAUAUCGACUUUUCUCUUCUGCAUUAUUAGGUACUCCGAUUUCAAUGAUUACAUCUUUAACAUGGCCAUUGGAUUUAUUCCUUUCUCCCAAAUCAAUAUCGAUAUAUUCAGAUAUCAACUCGUACCUCCUAUCCAUAAGAGAUACUCAUCUGAAGAUGACGGAUACUUGGUCUUCCCUCAGUAAUUCACAAAGAAGAAGAAGGAAAUGGACAGGUAACAAUGAAGGCGGUUCUCUCGAUAAUGAGAUUCAGUCGAGAAAGCAGUUAAUUAGGUCUUCUUGGGGUUUGAUACGAUUAAUGACAUGGUUCAUCAACUCACUGCUGGGUCAUUUCAUGGAUAUCAUCGAAGUUCAACAUCGUCAUCUAUUGAAGCAGAUUGAUAUCGACGAAGGAACAAAAGAAGGUUUAACCUCAUCGACAAGAGGGAGUUUAAGAGGUUCGAUAAACACGAAGGGAUCUACACCGGCUACGAGGAGAGGUACAUCGUCGAACAAAGAUGAAGGGCUAAAUCUACCUCAUUCCCCUUUGUCCGAAAGUCAUACUCACACGCAGACUGUAUGGGAAGAAAGAACAAACAAAAGCAACAAAGCUCCGCCUACGCCAACCAAGCAGAACAAUUAUCUGGACUUUUUGACCUUGAGACAAAUACACUCCAGACAUUUGACAUUCCUCCUGGAAGCAUUACUUCUUUCAGAUCCAUCGAUAGCUGCACUAGUGAGAGAUAUCCUAGAAACGUGUAAGCGAUUCACUGGAUUAGUAGAACGUUGGGGUGGGGAUGUGUUACCUUCUUUGUUGGAAGAAAGCGGUUCUAGUGAGAUGAUCCACGAACGGACUAGUCUGAUAGGUGAAGUCAAUGAAAAAUUGCAAGAAUUGAUUCUGGAUUUCUUUUCUGCUCUUCUGGAUUCUCAAAAUCCCCCUUCGUCUUCCAUCGAUCCCGAUAAAUCUUCUACUGAGGGAAAGAGCUUUUCAAGGACAGCUAGAGUGAAUCAGAUCAGUAGAUUGAUAUCCAGAACUUCCUUCUCCGGCGCAGGUUCAUUAGGUAAUAAGUCGACAACGAAGGCAGGAGAAAGGAACGGUGAGGCUGAUUUUGGUAUGGAACGACAUGUAGAGCAUCUGCUGUUGCGAUUGGAUUUCAAUGGAGUCUUAACCCUAUGGAGAGAAAAGGAUUUGGAAGGUGAAGACACUGGUUUAGGCAGUGUAUUGCCACAAAGAGGGGUAUGA
Kwoniella shivajii is the source of this 2598-nucleotide messenger RNA. RefSeq lists its product as uncharacterized. Gene Ontology annotation, biological process: meiotic cell cycle; spindle assembly; microtubule nucleation. Gene Ontology annotation, molecular function: microtubule minus-end binding; gamma-tubulin binding. The transcript is spliced from 6 exons. Gene Ontology annotation, cellular component: centrosome; spindle pole; gamma-tubulin complex. Lineage: Eukaryota; Fungi; Basidiomycota; Tremellomycetes; Tremellales; Cryptococcaceae. Bases 1 to 2598 code for a protein of 865 amino acids. The record is from RefSeq and is a predicted model, not a curated record.